GAGGCGGUAAAAGAUGAAACAAAUAGACAAAGGUCUCUGCUUGCCAUUUGGCUUCCUUGUCUUCAAAUGACAUAGCAAGGAACACUAGAGAGUGGAGGUAGCAGACAAAAGAUAUGGCCUCCCCUCAUCUAUCCUUCUAUGUACAAUCUCUCCCUUUCCAUCUCUUUUCAACUCUUAGAAGUUACCUUUCUUCCAUGUUGACCUUAUCACCAUUUCUUUCUUUCACAUGACAUGAGCAACAAAAUUAAACCAGACCAUUCAGAAGUGUGUCUUGUUUUUCCCUACCCUCUGCCCAACACAAUCCCACGUAGCUCCAUAGCCUUACAUCUUAGAAGUCAUAGGUGAGUGCUAUCUUACAUAACAACAAGAAUGACUACUUUCUUCAUGGCUGAGACGAGCACUAGUACUACUAGCAGCAACAUUGGAUUGUCUUCGCCAAUUUUUAAGCUAGCUCAAGACCAUCUCUUCACAAUCUUGCUUCUGCUUCCUAUAGAUUCUCUCAUCUCCUUUGCCAGGACUUGCAAAAGGUUCAGGUCCUUGACAAGUUCUGAUACACUGUGGGAGUCCAUAUGCAGGAGUGAGUGGGGGUCCACAUCAGUGGAUGCCCUCAAGUCUUCUAUCAAUACCAAAAACAAUCAGCAGUUGCCAUGGAUGAGGCUAAUAAAGCAGGUGUCUCAGCUUGGCUCAGUUUGUUGUCAUAAACUGUCCGACCCAGAUAGUGAAUUGAUGCUCCCAACUCCCAGGGCUUCUCACUGUCUUAACUUUGAAUCUGAUUGCCUGGUCUUGUUUGGUGGUGGCUGUGAAGGAGGGCGAGAUCUCGAUGAUACUUGGGUGGCAUACAUAGGUAAUGAUUUUCAAAGGAUGCUGAAGUGGCAGAAAGUUAGUUCAGGGAUUCCAAACGGGAGAUUUGGGCAUUCAUGCAUCGUCAUUGGCGAUUAUCUGCUGCUCUUUGGAGGAAUUAAUGAUCGUGGGAUGCGUCAAAAUGAUACAUGGGUGGGGAAAGUAGUGCUCAGUGAGAACCUUGGUAUAACCUUGUCAUGGAGGCUGCUUGAUGUGAGAUCCAUAGCACCACCACCCCGUGGGGCUCAUGCUGCUUGCUGCAUUGAUAAAAGUACAAUGGUCAUCCAUGGAGGGAUUGGUUUGUACGGCCUUAGAAUGGGAGACACUUGGAUUCUAGAACUUUCAGAAAAUUUCUGUUCUGGAACAUGGAGGGAGCUGGUGACUCAUCCAUCACCUCCAGCUCGUUCAGGACACACAUUAACAUGCAUCGAAGGAACAGGAAUUGUUCUAUUUGGAGGAAGAGGUUCGGGGUAUGAUGCGCUGCAUGAUGUCUGGCUCUUGCAAGUGUCUGAGGAUGAACUCAAGUGGAUACAGAUUCUCUAUAAUUUGCAAGACAUACCUGCAGGAGUCUCCCUCCCACGAGUCGGCCACUCAGCCACACUGAUUUUGGGAGGUCGGCUGCUAAUCUAUGGAGGUGAAGAUUCACAGCGGCACAGGAAGGACGAUUUUUGGGUAUUAGAUGUUAGUAAGAUCCCAUCAAAUAAAGCGCAGUCUCCAUUAAACUCAAGGGGAUUGCAGGCAAAUAAUAUGUGGAAAAUGCUCAAGGCAAAGGGUUAUAAACCCUACCGCAGAUCAUUCCAUCGAGCCUGUGCGGAUCAUUCAGGGUUUCGCUUGUACGUUUUUGGUGGAAUGGUGGAUGGCUUACUUCAGCCUGCCGAAUCAUAUGGGUUGAGGUUUGAUGGGGAGCUCUUUCUGGUCAAAUUGGAGCUGGAAACAGAUAUAGUAAGGUGCUAAGUUACCACAACAGAAUGAUCCCUCACUCUGCUUAGUUCUAUACAUGACAGCCUCUCACGUAGCUCAAUUAUUAUUUGCUUUGUACAUGUUUCAUGAAGAAAUAUGAAUAAUGCUAGACAUGUUUAUAUUUUAGACAAAUCUUAAGGACCAAGAAAAUGAUCUAAAUAAAGUCACUGCCUUGGGGCUGAUUGUUUGAGGCCAUACCA
Molecule: messenger RNA, 2000 nt
Organism: Populus euphratica (Euphrates poplar)
Lineage: Eukaryota; Viridiplantae; Streptophyta; Magnoliopsida; Malpighiales; Salicaceae
Product: F-box/kelch-repeat protein At1g51550
Exons: 2
Coding region: 370-1794 (474 amino acids)
Molecular function (GO): protein binding
Source: RefSeq, a predicted model, not a curated record